Molecule: messenger RNA, 1481 nt
Organism: Cryptomeria japonica (Japanese cedar)
Lineage: Eukaryota; Viridiplantae; Streptophyta; Pinopsida; Cupressales; Cupressaceae
Exons: 1
Coding region: 558-1298 (246 amino acids)
Source: RefSeq, a predicted model, not a curated record
AGGAAAUUGUGCUAAUCGAUAAAUUUUAAAAAAUAGAAAUGUUUCUCUGGAUUCGGGAUUUCUUCGAGCUAGUUGCAUCAGAUUCAUAAAAUAUUAUGAUCGUGAGUGAAGAACUGCACCAGACAUGUGCAACAACAGGAUUCCUUGUCCGCAGAAGGUCACAAGUUCGAAUCCGGGCCGAGCCAGGCAAUCAGUUAAAACCGUAGUAACAUGAAGAGCGACGUUUCAUUGUUUCCUCCCAGGGUUAGUCACUGUUCUGUGCGUGGGACCUAAUGAACAGUUCCGCCGUCCGUCCGUGCCUACAGCUUUGCUUACAGAGUGCCGUAUGUAUUGGCACCUUUGGGCUCCACUAACAAACGCACUCGGCGUCUGUGCUCGUCGGCACGCGGCAGGACUGUUACAGGAUUCGAACUCUGACCUCUAUAUCUUUAUUAAGCUCCUGUGACUUGUACGCCUGCGGAACUGAAAUUCAGAUCUGGUGUAAUCUUGAGUGUAAAUGAAGAAUCGACCGCGGUUUAUGGAGAUAUUUUGAAGAAUUCGAGUGCUGUGAGGGCGGGAUGAGCGUACAGAGUUCAAAGCAAAGCUUUCCAGAUGCUUCGUCUCCGGUACAUGCUCUAUCCAACCCCUGUUGCAGUGACUCUGGCGAGGAUUCUUCCGAAGGACAAGAAAGCAAACCGACUUGUCUCGUCAAAUCCUCCUCUGUGCGCCAAUGUCUGGGGUUCGAACCCGAGGCAGGGGUUUCUUCUUCCUCAGAUCACGAUCUGCUCUACGAGACAAUCGAGAGCUUGCAAAGCAUGGGAUGCAAUAAGUCGCAGAAGAAGGGGUUUAAAAUGAAGCGGAAAAUGUGCCGAUCGGACUGCAACAAAAACGGCAGUGAAAUGCGCAGAGAAAAUGUCAGCGGAAGACGCCAGGCGUGUAACUGUGUAGCGAGCUUUGCCGCAGACUGCGCGGCCGUCUGCUGCUGCCCUUGCGCGCUUCUGCAUAUUUUCAUCCUCGCCUUUGUCAAAACCCCUUCUAUUUGUGCCAGAAAAACUUUCUGCUUUGUGAAGAAAAAGGCUCGCAGUAAAAGAAAGCUUGACCAGAAGAAGACGAAUGAUGAUGACAGUGAGGACGAUAAUAGGGAAAAGUCUCGGUAUUACACGCCUCCCUGGUCUUGCACAGAGUCUCCAGAGAGGCGCAGCGCUUUGGACGGAUCAAUCAGUCCCAAAUUGGACAGCCAGAAUAUCUGGUCAGAGUUCUAUGCGGCUGGUCGCAUGGGAUUCGGGGGGCUCCCAUUUGAAUGGAACAAGGAACCCUAGUCAGCCUGAGAAAUUUGUUGCUUAUUUAUGGAGCCAUGAUUUUAGUUCAAUGUUGCUUCGGUAUGUAUCUUCCUGUCAGUUUUCUCUCAGUCUGUAAUUCAUUACAAAUCCAUUGAUGUAAAGAUCCUGUAUUUCAUUGCAAACCCGCACAUAUAAAAGAAUUUUAGGAGAUUUGCAGUUUCC